Molecule: messenger RNA, 2208 nt
Organism: Diaporthe amygdali
Lineage: Eukaryota; Fungi; Ascomycota; Sordariomycetes; Diaporthales; Diaporthaceae
Product: HET-domain-containing protein
Exons: 3
Coding region: 1-2208 (735 amino acids)
Source: RefSeq, a predicted model, not a curated record
AUGACUCACUUUGACCCCGCCUCCAUUUCGUCUCAAAGAGCGCUGACUUCAAUUCAGGCUGCGGUAAAGAACUUUCGGCGGACCCAAGGCAUCUCAGAUCCGAAUGUUCGGGCCCGGCUCAACUCCGCGUUCUUGCAUCUAUCGCUUCGUGACUUCAGGCGUUCGAUUGCGGCAGGAUGCUACGUUUGUCGACAUCUCGAGGAUACACUCCGUGCCGAAUAUGAGCUUCGGCGCAGACACAAACAUGGCGUUGCGGGCUUUAGGCCACUCAUGAUUGCCCGCAACCUUCUGGCACGGGUUUUGAAUUGGACUAUACAACAUGUACUCAUUCCUUGGACGGUACAUACUGAAUUUGUUUUAUCGAAGAUAUUCCUGAGCGCAGCACAGCAGUAUUGUACAAGGAGAUACAAGUUCUGGAUUUGUGUUGACUCAUCACUAGAAAUCAGAUUUCUACCGUUCGGUUUUGAACGAUGGCUCAACACACUGCCAGCCCUGUUCUCAUUUUUUGACGAAGGUCCAUUUGCUGGUUGGGCACAUAUUCCGUUCCUCCUCUCGCCGACUCCAUUCGACAGUUCAAGGGCCAAUCCCCAUUCUGACACAAUCCUGGAGACUCGGAGUAAUUGGACGCGUGACUCAACAAAUUUGUGGCGUCACUGGCUCAAUACAUGCCUGGAAACCCACGCUACCUGUCGUGCUUUUGAGCAGCGUCUCGAGACUUACUCACCCAAGAGGCUAAUUGAAGUUCUCACGAAUACCAAUGGCAAGGUAUCUGGUUGGAGGCUUGCCAAUUCGUCCAGGACUGGUACGGUUCCUUAUUUCACAUUGAGCCACUGCUGGGGUUCUUACCAGCCCCUGCGCCUGACGAAGGAUAACAUUUCCUCUCUAUCGAACUCAUCAUCCGUCCAAAAAUUGCCCAAGACCUACCGGGACGCACUAGCUAUCGUCAACUCACUGGGCUACAAGUAUAUCUGGAUUGACUCUUUGUGCAUCUGCCAAGACGACGAAGAAGACUGGGAGAAGGAGUCCUCACUGAUGGGACGGACUUAUAGUUACGCCAUCUGUAACAUUGCCGCCACCUGCGCCGCAGAUGGUCAGGAUGGAUUGUUCAGCACCAGAGAUCCGACUACAGUAUGCCCUACCUUCAUAAAGCUGGACCCCAUCAUCGAGGGUUCUUCUACGUACCAGGUAUCGCGGUCCAAUGACUAUGCAUACAACGAAGACAUUACUCAGGCACCCCUCAACGAGCGAGGCUGGGUCGUACAAGAGAGAUACCUAGCACGGAGACAGCUGAGUGCCACUAAAUCUCAAUUCUACUGGGAAUGCCAUGAUCUAUUGGCAUCUGAGGAAUUCCCCUAUGGGUAUCCCGCCGAUAAUAACGACAUUUCGGAGCGGCCGUGGCGUUUUGGAGCGACUCAAAGCCCUCGGAAACCGUGCCUAGAUAUCAACGACGAGAAGCAGGCACGACAGGGCUGGGCCGAGCUCGUGGAAUUAUAUUCACGCUGUCAUCUUAGUCGAGUAACCGACAAACUAGUCGCCCUAUCCGGCUUGGCGAAUCAGGUGCAGAGCAUGGUGGACGACACAUACCUUUUUGGACUAUGGAGGAAAGAUCUUUACCGGCAGCUCUGCUGGAGGCCUACUUAUCCGACUGAUGUUCCCCGGACGACCAACUCAAUUGCUCCAACGUGGUCGUGGGCAAAUUGCAAUGAAAUGAUUGAAUUCGAUCCAGCAUACUACGAUACAGAUCACCAAUACGUAUCCUUGAUUGAAGUUGCAGACGUUCCGAGCAACUUGACGGAAAAGCUAACGCUGCGCGGCCUGGCCCUGAAGAGCCGCAUUUCGAGGAAGUUACGGGGUUACGUUGCUGGGAAGGCGUAUUACAUUACACACCUAUCUCUCCAUGUACUUGGAACUCAACACAUCCCGGCAUCGAGAUCUACAGAGGUCACCAUCUACUGGGAUGAAGAAUUCUCUCAAGAAGAUGAUCUGAAUUCUGAGAAAUGGUCCAACCUCCAGGAGCAGCGCAGCUCAGAUUUGCUGUUCUUAACAGUUCACAGCUGUAGAUACUCGUCUGGAGAACUGAUGGGAACUUUCAUGAUAGAUGACAAGGGCAAUCAUGUUCUAAAACACCUGGUCUCGCAAUUGGCCUUGCGAGGCGACACAAAGGAAUCCUCGGCAGCCGAUCUGAUCCAAACUAUUACUAUUGUUUGA